Molecule: messenger RNA, 2831 nt
Organism: Gadus chalcogrammus (walleye pollock)
Lineage: Eukaryota; Metazoa; Chordata; Actinopteri; Gadiformes; Gadidae
Exons: 3
Coding region: 365-1075 (236 amino acids)
Source: RefSeq, a predicted model, not a curated record
GUCGUUUGAGACUAAACAGUUAUGUAACUGCUGGUGUCCUUCUGCGCCGCCAGUGCGCAUUUCUUUGGAGUUCUGCGCUCUGGAGUUGCUAUAUUGGGAAUCCCUCUUCGGGGAUAUUCGAAUUCGGGAACAUGUUUCUUUACAGGACCGUAUAUUUUGUCUGCUACAUGCAAACGUCAAGGAUGAACGCAGUGUCUGGAAAAGACCAGCUAUUUGGCUGAAUUGCGCACGGAAUUCGAAAAGUGAUUUAAAGGCUUCUCGGAUUAACGUUAUUAACUUUCUCUCGGUCGUUGGAAAGUUAAUGAUCAACCCCUGCUCGACAACUUCGUUGGGCAGCCAGUAGAUUCAAUGUAAACUAUAAGACAUGGGUAGCAGUCUGAGUCUGAGCAGAAGUAAAAAGAUCGCACCUGUGUGUGUGGUCGAAAUAAACGUUUCCAAAAGAGAAACCGAGUCGCCGGAGGAAACAGUCGCCCCUGCUCCGAGAUCUCCCGGGGAUGUGAGGAAUUCUUUCAGGCGAUUUAAAUUCCCAAACUUUACAAACGGUAGCAACUUUUCCAAAGUGGACUGUAGAAGACGCGGAUCGCCUCGAUCCACCGAGAAGGAUGAUGAACAUCGAGGGAAACCGGAGCGAACUCCUGCUGCUUGUGAUGAUGAGCAUGGGAAUAUUUCUAAAACCAAGAAUGGACAUAAUAAGAAGUCUUUCGUCAGAUCCAGGACGUACGGCCUGUGCACUUUUAAACGAGUCAGCUCCAACACGGAGUUAAACCCCACGACGACUCCAUCGCAAGCGUUCACUUCCAGCAAUGAGUCGCGUCGCCAAGAAUGUGGUUGGGAAGACGUAAACAAGAAUGGGAACAGUGUGUUCAGCCACGUGAGGAAACACGCACCAGCCGCAGGCUCCGACCACGAGCACAGAGGCUUGGGUCCAAGUCGUUCUUGUGUGGAACAAGUUCUCAAAACAGGAAACGACUCAUCUUUUGCCAACUGCCUGAACACCCCAGUGACCACGCCCGUCAUUCUGUAUGAUGGCUCUGAGGAGGAGCUGAUGGAUACUAUCGAGAGGGAAUUCAGCUGAUCCCCACCCCUGAUGGUCAUGAGAGCGCUUCCAUCUCUACACACCGUCUUUGGAAGUGAUCCUCAAAGUUAUUCAAAGAUUCAUGUUGUUAUAUUGUUUCUCUUGUCAAAUUCAUGGGUGUGCGUAGACCACAGACUCCUGGAUUGGAUAGUUAAUAACUAUCCAGAUUAUUAUUAUUAUUUUGAAUAUUAUCGCCGAACACUGGGCACACUAACAAUAAUGUGUCCGAACUCGCGACAGAGACAAGUGACUGUUCUAUGAUUUGUCCCCCAGAAGGCUUGAAGCACUCACAUAUUUGUUACCCAUUGACUUGUGUUACCCAUUGACUGCUUGUCUUUCACUUGUCUGUUAUGACAAACCCGUUUGAAGAACUUUACUUUUUGGCUUUUUAUAAGGGCAACAUCAAUUCAACACAAUUAAAGUAUGGUCUAGUAAGAUAUUGCAUUAACUUCAAAGUUCUAGAUACUAAUGCAGCAUUGGCUUUUCCGUUUUAUGAUAAGUGGCCACUGCUGUGCAAAGCGGGUAUGGGUAGGAUUAUUUAUUUAACGUUUGUUCCCUGACCAUGUUUCCUCAACUCCUUAAAAGGAAUGUGUGGCCGUGGAGAGAUGUAAGAAUGAGCUCAGAAUCAAGGCUCAGUCUUGGCAGCUGUGCUUCUGCUGCUUAUGCAGUCUUCGAGCUGCUAGAGAUUAUUUAGCUCCGUGUUGACAUGAAGGUUUACUGGUACCCAGUGGAGGUAGCAUGAACUACAUGUGGCUCUGUUAAAAAAUGCAAUACAGAGAGUUCAGAUAAUCUUUCAGCUUUACAGUAAAGCAACUGCUUUGGUUAUAUUAUAGUAUAUUCUCCAACUUCAAUAUUGUAAAAAGUGUUUUUUAUAUACAGCAUAUAUAAUUGUCAAAUUCUGAACAUUGAGAUGAGGGUAUGUUUCAGUGAGAAAUUAAUUCUGCAAACAUUUUGGUAUUAAAGUAAAAGUUUUACUAGAUACCUGUUAAGAUCUGACAAUACAUAAAACUCAUGUGCCAUUUAUUUAACGCAGGCAACAUAAAAUAUUUUUUCUUUCAAAAAAUACAAAAUAGAUGGCACAAUAUAAAUAAAACAAUAAAAUAUAUAAUUUCCCCCCAAGUUAAAUACAACCCCAGAUUCUAAGACUUGAUUUUAAAAGAAAGUAGCAAUUAUAAACCAAUAUAGAGCAGUUAAGAGAAAAAUCAUUCAAGUAGUGUUCUGUUCUUCGGUGGCCUGUAAUAACUCAUUCUCCUGUGCACUAUGUGUUGAAGCUUGGAGGGCAGGAGAGGAAUCUGGUCUCCAAGCAUCUUGCAUAUACUGACGUUCUUAGCAAUGUAAUCCACACAAGACCUACCAGAGAAAAAACUGUUAGGAAAGCCGGUUCCAGUAUUUUGAUUAAAAAAGUAGCACGGCUAUUUUUAUUAUAUUGUCUUCAAAUAUAUAUGUAUAUAUUUUACCUGAAUAGAGGAUAUGGCUCGGUCUGAAAAACUAGUGCAUCAUUGCAAUGACCCUGGAGAACAAUACAGAUGAAGAAGUGGUUAGGGUUUUCUUGUUUUUAUGAUCAAAAGGCUUUAUGGGAUGUUUUUUUACUCUUAUGUAUUCAUGAAAAGCCCUCUACAAUGUUGGUAAUAAAUGCAUUCAAACUCUUAAUGCAUAAUCUCAAUGUUAUUCUGCAAAACAUUACUGAGACAAUUUUCCAAAGCACGUUUUCUUUUGAAAAAAAACUGAAACGGUUCAUCCUCUUAUAUUCUGAAAA